Selaginella moellendorffii is the source of this 1295-nucleotide messenger RNA. RefSeq lists its product as uncharacterized. Lineage: Eukaryota; Viridiplantae; Streptophyta; Lycopodiopsida; Selaginellales; Selaginellaceae. Gene Ontology annotation, molecular function: protein binding. The record is from RefSeq and is a predicted model, not a curated record. The transcript has 4 exons. Bases 303 to 1121 code for a protein of 272 amino acids.
GUAUUUUAUUGCCCUAGAAAGCUAGAAAAGCCCCCAAGCGGCGCUGUUAAGGCGUGUGAUUCGGGCUAGGGUUAUUGGAAUGCGGGGCGCGUCAUCGCAGCCGGCAUAGCUUCGUGCGCAAGGUGAGCGGCUGCGACGGCAGAUUGGGGGAUCCGAGCGCCGCGGCAGUGGGAAUUUCUAGGGUUCUUCGCGGGGGGCGCAUGAGCAGGGAUUUGUUAUCCGUGGAGCUUGCAGGAUUGAAGAGUGUUAUAGGACGUUUGGAUUAGCGCCAUCACGAAGAAAAGUGGGUCGCACCAGUUGCCAUGUCUGCGGCUGUUUGUCAGAAGCGGCAUUUUGACGAGCUACACGGGUCUCCUCCAAUCUCGACUCCCCUCUCCAAGAGACGCUGCGGUGGGAAUUCGAAUUCUCCAGUUCGUUUUCCCUCGGCGGCUCCGGUUUUUGGCCGGAGCAGCUCUCCUGGUACCACUGGGCCGAGCUCUCCUUCCUCCUCGUCACACGACAUCUUUCUCCAGCUCAGAGCUUUGUAUCCUGACAUGGAUGGACAGCUUGUCGAGAAGGUCAUUGAGAACUGUGGAAACAAUCUAGACGAUGCCAUCAAAUGCCUUAACGAUUUGCGGCUCUCAAACGAGAGGCCAGCGGUGAGCAGUGCUUCGCAGCACGCGCCAGCAGCGUCGGCCCACCAGCAGCAGGAACAGCCAGCGAGCAGCGAAGGAUUAGAAUGGGUGGAGCUCUUCGUGCGGGAGAUGCUCAGUGCCUCAGACCUCACAGACGCUCGCGUGCGCGCAACCAGAGCACUGGAGUCUUUCGAGAAGGCCGUCACGACUCGAAAUGCCGCUGCAGUGGAAGCCAUCCAAAAGGAGAAUGAAACGCUCAAGGGGCAGCUCCAAGUGAUGGUGAAAGACAAUGGAAUCCUCAAGCGGGCAGUGGCCAUCCAACACGAGCGCUACUCGGCGGAGAUCGACGAGAAGGGGAAGGAGGUGAAGCAUUUGAAGCAACUCGUGACACAGUACCAGGAACAAAUGAGGACUCUAGAGCUUAACAAUUACGCGCUCACCGUCCACCUGAGAAGAGCCCAAGACAACAGCUCCAUCCCGAAUCGCUACAACCCGGACGUGUUCUAAGCAAGCGCAAGCUCGUUCAGCGGAGAUUCUUAUUUUCGUCAGUGCAUAGUGAGAAUAAGAAAAUCUAAAGAGGAUAUUCCGUGCACGUUUUCUUAGCUUGAUUAUUUAAUUGUCUAAAGGAUAAAGAAGCAACACCUUUUAUACUUAAAUUAAAUGUAAACUUUCCAGAUUAAA